Messenger RNA from Geodia barretti, 642 nucleotides. NCBI's taxonomy places the organism in Eukaryota, Metazoa, Porifera, Demospongiae, Tetractinellida, Geodiidae. The record is from the annotation of a GenBank genome assembly.
AUGACCACACCGAUCAAUACGUUCCAGGACAUCAUAGACGCCCUGGAACGGGACCCAGCCCUUAAACUCCAGAUAAGGCAGCACAUCCUCGCAGAAGAACUGCUGCAGCUACCGGCCGUUAUCGGCCAGCCCGAAGAAGGCGACCCGCCGCUGAUCCAUCAGCUGAAGCAGCUCGACGGCAAGGCAGGAGAACUAGACGGGAAGGUGGAAAGAAUUGACAGCCGCCUGGGCAACGUCGCCGGCGCCCAGUACGAGGAAAGAGCAGCCCACCGGGCAGCGGGCAGGGUCCGGACCCUGGGAAUAGAAAGGGCCCGGAUCGUGCUCUCCCCGGGGGAGUCGCAGCCAUCCUUCCACGACGCCAUGGCCGAAGCCGUGGAACAUGGGCUGAUCAGCCAGGAGGAGCUGGACGACCUGACGGCAACCGACAUCAUCCUCCGAGGAGGAAACCGCAGGCACGUCGUAAUCGAAGCCUCCCUGGGCCCCGGCCAGGACGACCUGGAACGCGCACAGCGCCGGGCCAGGGUUCUCGCCCGGGCCACCGGCGAAGCCACCACGCCGGCAGUGGCAGCUCCAGAGCUCCCGGCCGGACUGCGGCAGCAGGCGGAGAGCCUGGGAGUGGCAGUACUGGAAAUUCCAGCCUGA